This is a messenger RNA of Clavispora lusitaniae ATCC 42720, 3309 nucleotides long. The record is from RefSeq and is a predicted model, not a curated record. Lineage: Eukaryota; Fungi; Ascomycota; Pichiomycetes; Serinales; Metschnikowiaceae.
AUGGGUUUGCUUUCAAAUCACUUCCAACCAUGUUGGCUUGCUGUUUACGAGGGGCUUCCAAAAAUUGCCAACUCAUCAUCGUCCUCAAAAAUUAGCAAAUUAUUAUUGAGAUUCUUGGAGUUUGAUUACCAGGAUCAAUCUGACUUGUACAGUCCAUAUGAACCACAACAACUUGGACAUGAAGAAUCUUCAAUAGCAAAAUCUCAACCUUCAGAUGAGCGUUUUUCCACUAGUUUUGUCAAGGUCCUGGAAACAGUCUUCUUGUCUAGCGCUGAUGUUCUAGCUGCUUUGUUUGAUUACUCGAAGAUCAAUCGCGAGCUCCACUUGUACAAACCACUUUUAAGAGCUAGGGUCAUCAAGGCGCUUCAAUCUGUCCCUUCUGUGGCCGAAUCCUUGGCUUCAAAACUUAUUGACAUUUCUGUCAGUUUAAUGGGAGAUGACAACGAAGCGGAUGAACUUGAAGAGCUUAAAGGAUGGUCAAUGAAAGAUAAACUUGAAUUGAUUGCUGUGUUCACAAAGUUUCGGAGUUUACGGAAAGUUGAGGGCCAAGCCAAGUUGCAUGCUCUUAUGUUGCAUUGCUUGACAUCAAGACAAAGCAACGUACAGAAACAGGCACUUGACGUGAUUUUUGCUUUCAAUAAGCCGUCAGUCAACAAAUAUAAGGACAACUUGAAGAACUUACUUGAUGACAAGCUUUUCCGUGAUGAACUUCAAUCUCUCACGGCAUCUGGUUCAGACUCUAAAAUUGAGCAAGAGGACACCAAUGACGUUAUUCCUAUUGUUUUGAGAAUACUCUAUGGUCGAGCUAAAGGUGCAUCCAGUGGCAGUAACAAGUCGUCCAGAAAGUUCGCUAUUGCCACUGUUUUGCCUAACCUACCAGAUAGUUACAUCAAGCAAUUCCUUGAUAUAGUGAGUGAGCGUAUCGACCACUCAAAAUUCUUUGAUAAUGAAGAAGUUCCUAUUGUGAGCAAGCAGGACCUAAAGAAUAUGGUGGGUUAUCUCAAUAUGUUGUCCGAUGUUUACAAUGCAUUAGGGCUCAAAUAUGGAGAAGUCUUAAGAUCUACCAUACCUCCACUUAUUUACUGUUUGGUGGUUGCACAAAACUUUAUUGAUGGUGAGCACGAAGACGAAAUUCUCAAUAAGAUUGCCAGGAACAUUCGUCAAUUAGGCUUCAAAUGUCUUAAUACUCUCUUUAAAAUUUUGAUUGGAACUCACAGCUGGAGUCAGGAAGCUCCUGUUUUGUACAACUUGGUGGUGAGACCUAGAUUGGAACAUUUUGCCAAUGAAAACGCUCAACAGCCUUCGUCUUUGAUGCAAAUUAUGCUUGGAUGGAUUGAAUCUACGAACUUAGUACCUUUCCUCUACUUUGAAGAUUUUGCUCCUGUGAAAGCAAUCAUGUCCUUGCUUUCAAAUCCUCACACCAAAGAUACUGUUAUUACAGCGAUCUUGGACUUUUGUAUGGCGGCAUUGAUGAAAAAAGAUGUGGAAGGUGAUGAAUAUUUCAAAGUCUUGGCACUUAUUGUGGAUGGAUUGCUCCGCGUGUUACCACAAAUCUUGGAAAAGUCUCUGGAUCGAGACAUCAACACUAAAGCCUCAACCAUUUUGUUAUUGGCUAUUGAGGGAGAUUUUAUCAACGACAAUGACACAAAGAGCCGCCUUAUUACUGCAUCAACUCUGGCAUUGAAUAAAUCUCCCUUCCAAAUAAGCAACAAUGACAAGGUCAGCAUCCUUCUUUCUCUUGCUUCUUUGUUAGACGGUUUUGAUUGUUCCUUUGCUGAUAUUGAGCCAUUGUAUGAGGUAUGUUCAAAAGCUUUUCGCUCUUAUAAGGACCGGAAUGUGAGAGAGUCUUUAGUGAAAGUAUUCAAGGCGAUGAGCCGCACAUUUGUCGAGCUUGAGCAAACUGCCUACCUCCUUGAAGAAUUGAAUUCUUAUUCUCCUAGACGUAUGGCAGAACCAGACUUUGAUAGACGGAUUAGUGCAUUCAAGAUCAUUAAUGGGGAUCUCAGCCAGAAAAUGACUAGGUUGCAAUGGUUGCCUAUCUUAUAUUCGUCGUUGUUUUUCAUCAAUGACACUGAAGAAAUUUCCUUGAGAUCCAAUGGUGCAUACGUGUUGAAAAGAUUCGUCGAUGCAAUGGCAUCAAAGCCUUCUUUAAGUGACGCAGAAGAACUAAUCGGUGUUUUCCAGUCAGUGGUUAUGCCGUAUAUACGCUUGGGAUUGAGAAAAGAAGAUGAUAAUGUUAAAGAAGAAUAUGUGGGUGUUCUUGCUCAUAUUGUUCGCAAUUCGGAUUAUGUUCCACUGUUUGCGAAAAUGAAGGUCCUACUUUCAGAUGAAGAUGAUGAAAGGGACUUUUUCAAAGGUAUUACUCAUAUUCAGAUUGGUGCUCGUCAACGUUCUUUGAAACUCUUAAUCGAGUUGAGAAAUGAAAUUGGUGCAGAUUGCCUUUACCAUUAUAUCUUACCGAUUACUGAGACUUACAUCGUCUGUAAAGAUGAAAGAUACCGUAACAUUUUGGACGAUACUCAUGAGGCUUGGUCAUAUUUAGUGCGUUGUUUGAAUUGGAAUGACUUCAAACAAUUGUUCAAGAAGCAUCUCACAGCCGUUACAAAAUCAGAGCCUCAGUACUUGAGAGACAAUGUGAAUAUUCUUGUUCGCAUCUCUCAGGCUCUUUUGAGCUCUAGCCUGAAUGCCAAGAACAAUGAGACUACGGAUGUUAUGGAAGAUUGGCCAGAACAAUCGAAAAUUGAUAGCUUUGUGACAAAGGACUGUUUGCCUGCAAUUAUGAAAAUCUUAAAAGUGAGAGAUGACGAAACCGUUGUCGCACGCACACCGCUAGUCGAAGUCGCUGUGGAUUUGCUCUUAUGCGCUUCUACGGAAAUCACGGAAGUUGAGUUGCCUGGUACCUUAACUAGUACUUGUCAAGUAUUGAGAUCGAGAACUCAGCAUUUGAGAGAUGCUGUUCGUAAAACUCUAAGCAGGGUUGCGAAGACGUUGGGAGCAAGAUAUUUCAGGUUUAUUGUGAAGGAGUUGAAGAGUGCUUUGUCUCGUGGUGCUCAAAUUCAUGUUUUGAGUUAUACUCUUCAUUCCUUGUUGGUGGCUGUUAUUGAUAGCUACGAGUCUGGCGACUUAGAUGAGUCUUGUCAGAUGAUUGUUGCUAUUAUCAUGGAAGACACUUUUGGUGCUGCCGGACAAGAGAAAGAUGCCGAAGAUUAUGUCAGUAAAAUGAGAGAAGUCAAGUCGAAAAAGAGUUACGACUCCGCCGAAAUUCUUUCUUCCAAUAUUACGUUGCCAAACUUCCGCUUAAUUUGUUGA